Messenger RNA from Aspergillus fumigatus Af293, 1797 nucleotides. Its product is annotated as putative arylsulfatase. The record is from RefSeq and is a predicted model, not a curated record. Lineage: Eukaryota; Fungi; Ascomycota; Eurotiomycetes; Eurotiales; Aspergillaceae. The coding region runs from base 1 to 1797 and encodes 598 amino acids. Gene Ontology annotation, molecular function: N-acetylglucosamine-6-sulfatase activity; glycosaminoglycan binding; arylsulfatase activity. Gene Ontology annotation, biological process: phenol-containing compound metabolic process. The transcript is spliced from 3 exons.
AUGAGAGUUCCUGAUGUGAUAGCCCUUGCAGGGCUUUUAGCGGUCUCAGGGGCUACAUCCUCUGGCCAGGAGACCCUACUCAUGCCCAGGAAGCAGGCCACGCAGCCAAACGUGCUGUUCAUCAUGUCCGACGACCAAGAUCUGGAAUUGAAUUCCCCGGCCUUCACACCGUAUAUCCAGAAACAUAUCCGAGACAAGGGCGUCGAAUUCACCAAUCACUUCGUGACAACCUCGCUCUGCUGUCCGUCGCGGGUCAGUUUGUGGACAGGACGGCAGGCUCACAACACCAAUGUCACAGAUGUCUCGCCACCAUGGGGAGGUUAUCCCAAGUUCGUGUCACAGGGUUUCAAUGAGGCCUGGCUUCCCGUGUGGCUGCAGGAAGCCGGCUACAACACCUACUACACGGGCAAACUCAUGAACGGCCACACGACUAGUAACUACAACUCCCCCUUCCCUAAAGGGUGGAACGGAUCAGACUUUCUGCUUGAUCCGUACACCUAUGCAUACCUCAACUCCACUUACCAGAGGAAUCGCGAGCCCCCCAAGAACUAUGCGGGCCAAUAUACGACAGACGUCAUCACAGAGAAGGCCCUGGGCUUCCUCAACGACGCGCUCAGCAGUGAUCGGCCAUUUUUCCUGGCUGUGGCCCCCAUCGCGCCGCAUUCCAACAUUGAGCCGAGUGCGCUGGGCACUGGGGGCGCAAAGGGUACGCUGAUGACCGCUCCCAUUCCGGCUGAGCGACACAAGGAUCUCUUUCCCGAUGCCAAGGUGCCGCGGACGGCGAAUUUCAACCCCAAGGUGCCUACCGGAGGCGGGUGGGUGCAGCACCUCCCGCUGGCUAAUCAGACCGUCAUUGACUACCAGGAUCACUUCUACCGCCAACGAUUGCGCGCGCUGCAGGCGCUGGAUGAGAUGGUGGAUGCUCUCAUCACGCGUCUCGAAGAGAGUGGUCACGCCGAAAACACGUAUAUCAUCUACACGGCGGACAAUGGCUUCCACAUUGGCCAGCACCGGUUGCCGCCUGGUAAGUCCUCGGGCUACGAGGAGGACAUCCAUGUUCCCUUCUACAUCCGCGGACCAGGCAUCCCCCGAGGAAAAACCGACGACUCGGUGACCACGCACAUUGAUCUGGCGCCGACCUUCUUCCAGCUUGCGGGGAUCCCCCUGCGCGAGGACUUUGACGGGACUCCAAUGCCAGUCGCAAAGGGGAUAAAGGGCAUCGCCCACGAACAUGUUGCAGUCGAAUUCUGGGGGAAAUCGCCGCUGGAGGGAGACUACGGUGCCUUGGGUGAGUUAGCAAGCCCCUUCCUGAAUUCAUCACUGACGGCGACAGCACCUGGCGGUUCGUUCUCCAUGCCCAACAACACGUACAAAUCCGCGCGCAUCGUUGGCAACGGGUACAGUCUGUACUACUCGGUCUGGUGCAACGACGACCACGAGCUGUACGAUAUGAUCCAAGACCCCUACCAGGUCAACAAUCUCUAUGCCACUGCCAAUGCGACGAGUCCCCGUCUCCUCGGCCGCGAUCUGUCCAACGUGAUCAGCCGUUUGGACGCACUACUGAUGGUUCUCAAAUCAUGCAAGGGUGAUUCCUGCAUCACGCCGUGGGACGUGAUCCAUCCAGAUGGCUCGGUGAAGGAUCUACGGGAUGCUCUGGACCCAAAGUAUGAUCAAUUCUACCGUGCACAGCCCAAGGUCUCGUACUCGGCCUGUGAGAAAGGAUAUAUUCUCAGUUCGGAGGGACCGCAGAAUGGAUUGGUCUAUCGUGACGGUUUGAGUUGGGAGGCCUGGACAUGA